AGUCCGUAGAAUGACGUCUUCUAUAUCUUCGAUCGUUCAGCAGCCGCAGUCGCAGUCGCAGCAGUUUCAGCAGCUGCCGCAGUCGCAGCAGUUUCAGCACCCCUUCUAUAUCUUCGAUCGUUCCCCUGCUCAGCAACAACAACAGCAGUAUCAGCAACCACAGCAAGUACAGCAACAGCAACAGCAACAACAACAGCAGCAACAACAACAACAACAACAACAGCAACAGCAACAGCAACAACAGCAACAGCCAGGCAUUGUUUUUCAGCCUCCGAAUUUACUUAACAAUACUCAGAUCAAGACAACCGUACCUUUUAAUGCGAACGGGUGCUGCGACGGCGACGGCGGCGGCGGCGGCGGCGGCGGCGGCAGCGACAACGACGGCUGCAGCGGCGGCAGAGGCGGUGGAGGGGGGGACUGGGGAGGGGACGCCAGGGGAGGGGGGGCCGGCGAGGACUAAACAGGAGGGCCACCAGAGUCAGAAG
Molecule: messenger RNA, 485 nt
Organism: Closterium sp. NIES-67
Lineage: Eukaryota; Viridiplantae; Streptophyta; Zygnematophyceae; Desmidiales; Closteriaceae
Source: the annotation of a GenBank genome assembly